Syzygium oleosum is the source of this 2365-nucleotide messenger RNA. Its product is annotated as protein DETOXIFICATION 16-like. NCBI's taxonomy places the organism in Eukaryota, Viridiplantae, Streptophyta, Magnoliopsida, Myrtales, Myrtaceae. Gene Ontology annotation, cellular component: membrane. The record is from RefSeq and is a predicted model, not a curated record. Gene Ontology annotation, molecular function: xenobiotic transmembrane transporter activity; antiporter activity. Bases 664 to 2211 code for a protein of 515 amino acids. Gene Ontology annotation, biological process: xenobiotic detoxification by transmembrane export across the plasma membrane. The transcript is spliced from 8 exons.
UGCGCCGCAUCUCUCCACUUCGGCCGUCUCCUCCGCCCGGUGCCUCACUUCCAGAUCUGGCGGCGAGGGGCUGGAUUUGGUGAGGAGAGAAGAAGCCAUGGCUGAAGAUCUCUCUCCUUCCACCCACUCAACAGAGAAUCCAUGGGCUGAAAGUGCGUAUACCAGAUCUGGAGCCUUGGCCGCGAGGCCACUGCUCUGCGUCCCUAAAUCUGCCGCUCAGCCGCCGGGAUGGCAGAGAAAGUCGGGCGCUCAGAUCUGCGGACGAGAGGCCGUCCAUGGCCGACCCGCUGCUCCGCAUCUCAAGUCCUCUGGCUCGUCCGUGGCUUCCGGCGACGAGCUGCAGCGUCUCCAUAUCUGCAUCUCGAGUCUUGGCUCGCCAUGUCUUCCGGCGACGAGCUGCAGCAUCUCCAUAUUUGCCGCGGACCGUGGCGGCCACGGUGGGCGGUGGCGGCUUGGGCGGUGGAGAUGGAGCGGAGGUUGAAGAUGGAAGAGGAAAAAGAGAAAUUUCUCUUUUUAAUUUUCCAUAUCACUAUCCACGUGUCAAGUUCUCAUUGGAUAUCAGUAAAUAAGCGCACGCCACGUCAACGCUGAUCUGGCGCUUGCAAACCAUAUUAUUUUCUCUCGAGAGAGAGAGAGGGCUCCCCAUCGACGGAACCCGGGAAAAUGGGAGGAAGAGGAGGAGGAGGAGGAGGAGGAGAUCAAGAAAUCGAUGAAGCGUCCCUUCUUGAAUCUCCUCUGAUCCAAAGCCAUGAUCUCGAGCGUGACGGCGGCGGCGGCGGAAAACCUUCACCCGGCUCGGUUCCAAGGGACGAGCGUCGCGUGAUCAUGAUCGAGGAAUUGAAGCGGCAGGCGAGUCUGUCGGGCCCGCUGAUCGGGGUGAGCAUGCUGCAGUACAGCGUGCAGGUGAUCUCCGUCAUGUUCGUGGGCCACCUCGGGGAGCUCCCCCUCUCCGGCGCGUCCAUGGCCACCUCCUUUGCUUCCGUCACGGGCUUCAGCGUCUUGUUACGAAUGGGAAGUGCAUUGGAGACACUGUGUGGCCAAGCCUAUGGAGCCAAAGAGUAUCAUAUGCUUGGAGUUCACACGCAGCGAGCUAUGCUUACGCUUCUAUGCCUAAGCAUCCCUCUUGCAGUCAUAUGGCUCUACACCUCCGACAUUCUCAUAGCUUUUGGCCAAAACGUGGAGAUUUCCAGGGAAGCGGGAAUUUUCAACUGUUGGAUGAUCCCAAGUCUAUUCGCGUAUGGCCUCCUCCAAUGUCUGAACAGGUUCUUGCAGACGCAAAAUAACGUUCUACCAAUGAUGAUGAGCUCUCUGGUUAUUGCUUCUCUUCACAUAGUCGUCUGUUGGGUCUUCAUCUUUAAGUUUGGACUAGGAAUCAGAGGAGCUGCUUUGGCGAACACGAUUUCGAAUUGGAGCAAUGUGAUUCUGCUGGCGAUUUACGUGAAGCUCUCUCCAGCUUGUAUCAAAACUUGGACCGGUUUCACAAGAGAGGCCUUGCUUGACCUUGUUAGCUUUGUCAAGCUUGCUGUUCCUUCAGCAGUUAUGAUUUGUUUCGAGUACUGGUCCUUCGAGCUGGUCGUUCUUCUAUCAGGUCUUCUGCCAAAUCCGAAACUAGAGACGUCUGUGUUAUCAAUUAGCCUCAACACUUGUUGGAUGGUCUACAUGAUCUCUGUCGGUCUCGGCGGAGCAAUCAGUACGAGAGUAUCGAAUGAAUUAGGUGCGGGCCGCGGUGCAGGGGCACGCUUGGCAUUGCGAGUUAUGAUUGCCAUCGCCAUCGCCAUCACGGAAGGUGCAAUAGUUGGAAUCGUGACGAUUUUGGUACGCCAUGUUUGGGGGAAGCUGUACAGCAACGAAGAGGAAGUUAUUGAAUACGUCGCCAGAAUGAUGCCACUUCUCGCUCUCUCAGAUUUCUUGGACGGGUUUCAGUGUGUCCUUUCAGGGUCCGCAAGAGGAUGCGGAUGGCAGAAUCUCUGCGCUUGGAUAAACCUCGGGGCUUAUUACGUUGUGGCGAUUCCUUGUGCCGUACUGUUUGCGUUUGGUUUCCAUCUUGGAGGAAUGGGUCUAUGGAUGGGGAUCAUAUGCGGACUCUCUGUACAAGUCAUAGCACUCAUAGCAGUGAAUGCGUGUACCAACUGGGAUCGGGAGGCAAAGAAAGCUGUGGAUAGAGCUAAAGCAGUACGAGCACAUUCUGAUGAUGAACAAGAGCAAAGCUAGAUUUGCUAAUAGUCUCUCUAUAAAUAAACAGAUCACUUGCUAUGUAUAGGGUAGAAUUAUAGUGAUUGAGUCCUUUACGAUAUAUAAAUGUUGACAGGCAGAUUUGUAAAUAAUUUUUUUACAAUUUUUACUAUUUAAAUAAUAUUUUAGUUUU